AUGUUCGUCUCCGCCCUCCUGACCUCCGUGCUCCUCGCCACCGCGGCCGUGGCAGCGCCCUCCCGUCUCGCCCAGCGCCUCGCCCGCCGCUCUGGCUCCCGCCUCUCGCGUCCCCUCCAGCCGGUCGACGGCCUGCUCACGAGCACGGGCAACACCACCCAAACACAGUACAGCGACAACUGGUCCGGCGCUGGCUCGUUCACGGCUGUCACCGGAACAUUCACCGUCCCGACGCCCUCUGCAGGCUCGGGCAGCGGCGACAGCUACUCUGCCUCCGCCUGGGUCGGCAUCGACGGCGACACCUGCAGCACCGCGAUCCUCCAGACCGGCGUCGACUUCACCUCUCCGGCGGCCUGGUACGAGUGGUUCCCCGACUCCGCGGACGACUUCUCCGGCAUCUCCUUCAGCGCGGGCGACUCUGUGACGGUACGCGGCACGGCGGUGAUCGAGAACACGACGACGGGGCAGAAGGUGUCGAAGGACCUCACGUCGUCCGCCGCGCUCUGCGAGGAGAACGCGGAGUGGAUCGUCGAGGACUACGAGGAGAACGGCGCGCUCGUGCCGCUCGCCAACUUUGGCACGGUCACCUUCACCGGCGCAGCCGCCACCACGAGCUCCGGCAGCGUGGGCCCGAGCGGCGCGACGCUCAUCGAUAUCAAGCAGAACAACCAGACGUUGACGGACGCGUCUGCGGACUCGAGCUCGGUCACGGUGAAAUACGUCUGA
This is a messenger RNA of Fomitopsis serialis, 726 nucleotides long. Its product is annotated as peptidase A4 family-domain-containing protein. Gene Ontology annotation, biological process: proteolysis. Gene Ontology annotation, molecular function: glutamic-type endopeptidase activity. The coding region runs from base 1 to 726 and encodes 241 amino acids. The transcript has 4 exons. Lineage: Eukaryota; Fungi; Basidiomycota; Agaricomycetes; Polyporales; Fomitopsidaceae. The record is from RefSeq and is a predicted model, not a curated record.